AGGCGGGUGUGCAGAGCUCUGUUUCCGCCCGGGCGUCGGGGGCUGCAGGGUAGCCUUUCGCCGCCAUGCGGGGCACCGGGCGCUGACAGACCUUCGGGCUCGGUGGGCGGAAUGGAGAAUCGGAGUGUCCCUCCCGGGCCUUAUCGGGCCACUAAGCUGUGGAAUGAAGUUACUACAUCUUUUCGAUCAGGAAUGCCUCUCAGAAAACACAGGCAACACUUUAAAAAAUAUGGCAAUUGUUUUACAGCAGGAGAAGCAGUGGACUGGCUUUAUGACCUAUUAAGAAAUAAUAGCAAUUUCGGUCCUGAAGUUACAAGGCAACAGACUAUCCAGCUACUGAGAAAAUUUCUUAAGAACCAUGUAAUUGAAGAUAUCAAAGGAAAAUGGGGAUCAGAAAAUCUUGAUGACAACAGUCAGCUAUUCAGAUUUCCUGCAAAUUCUCCACUUAAAACUCUUCCACGAAGGUAUCCAGAAGUGAGAAAAAACAGCAUAGAGAACUUUUCCAAAGAUAAAGAUAGUAUUUUUAAAUUACGAAAUUUAUCCCGUAGAACUCCUAAAAAGCAUGGAUUACAUUUCUCUCAGGAAAAUACAGAGAAAAUGAAUCGUGACAUGAUCAGUGAAGAUCAAGAAAACUCAGUUGAUAAUAGAGAAAUAAACCAGAAAGAUGUUGAAGAAGUUUGGAGACAUGUUGUUCUGAUCUACCUGCAAACCAUUUUAGGUGUGUCAUCCCUGGAAGAAGUCAUAAACCCCAAACAAGUAAUUCCACAAUAUAUAAUGUACAACAUGACCAAUACAAGUAAGCAUGGAGUAGUUAUACUACAAGACAAAUCAGAUGACCUUCCUCACUGGGUAUUAUCUGCCAUGAAGUGCCUAGCAAAUUGGCCAAGAAGUAAUGAUAUGAAUAAUCCAACUUAUGUUGGAUUUGAACGAGAUGUAUUCAGAACAAUUGCAGAUUAUUUUCUAGAUCUUCCUGAACCUCUACUUACCUUUGAAUAUUAUGAAUUAUUUGUGAACAUUUUGGUUUCAGAUAGAUCCAGUGGGCUACAUAAAAUCCAAGAUGAUCCACAGUCUUCAAAAAUCCUUCACUUAAACAGUCUGAAUUCCUUCAAAUCAACUGAGUGUCUUCUUCUCAGUCUGCUUCAUAAAGACAAAAACAAAGAAGAAUCAGAUACUACUGAAAGACUGCAGAUAAGCGAUCAAGGAUUUCAAGAAAAAUAUGCUAAGAAAAUGCAGCUAGUUAAUUUAAAAUACAGAAGAGCCAGUGCUAAUGACAUAAUGGGAGGAAGUUGUCAUAAUUUGAUAGGCUUAAGUAGUAUGCAUGGUCUAUGCUCUAAUAUCAAACCAAGGUGCUAUUCAUUAGAAGGAAUUAUAGAUUUACCAGGGAAUUCAAGUAAAGAGGUCUCCAGUGUCUUCCAUCAAUCUGUUCUGAACAUAGAAGGACAAAAUAAUAAACAUUUCUUAGAAUCUAAGACCAAACAGGAAUCCUCAGUGAGUCUUCAUUCAGAGCAAAGUAUUCAAAAGCCACUCUGUGUUGGUUUUAAGAGAACCUCUACUUUGACCAUUCAAGACCAAGAGGAGUUAUGUAAUGGGAAAUGCAAGUCAAAACAGCUUUGUAGAUCUCAGAGUUUACUUUUAAGAAGUAGUACAAGAAGGAAUAGUUAUAUUAAUAUGCCAGUGGCUGAAAUUAUCAUGAAACCAAAUCUUGGACGAGGCAGCACAAGUGUGCAAACAGCUAUGGAAGGUGAACUCCGAGAGUCUAGUACCACAAUCAAUAAAAGACUCUGCAAAAGUACAAUAGAACUUUCAGAAAAUUCUUUACCUCCAGCUUCUUCUGUAUUGACUGGCACACAAAGUUUGCUGCAACCUCAUUUAGAGAGGAUUGCCAUCGAUGCACUACAGUUGUGUUGUUUGUUACUUCCCCCACCAAAUCGUAGAAAGCUUCAACUAUUAAUGCGCAUGAUUUCUCGAAUGAGUCAGAAUGUUGAUAUGCCCCAACUUCAUGAUGCAAUGGGUACAAGGUCACUGAUGAUACAUACUUUUUCUCGGUGUGUGUUACGCUGUGCUGAAGAGGUAGAUCUUGAUGAGCUUCUUGCUGCAAGAUUAGUUUCUUUCUUGAUGGAUCAUCAUCAGGAAAUUCUUCAAGUACCCUCCUACUUACAGACUACAGUGGAGGAACAUCUUGACUACUUAAGAAGGGGCCACGUAUGUAUCAUUAAAAAUCCUAGCGAUGUCUUGAUUGCUCCUUUGCCAACAUAUUCAUACUGUAAACAGAUUAGUGCUCAGGAGUUUGAAGAACAAAAAGUUUCUACCUCUCAAGCUGCAAUUGCAGAACUUUUAGAGAAUAUUAUUAAAAACAAGAGUUUGCCUCUAAAGGAGAAAAGGAAAAAACUAAAACAGUUCCAGAAGGAAUAUCCCCUGAUCUAUCAGAAAAGAUUUCCCACGUCUGAGAGCGAAGCAGCACUUUUUGAUGACAAACCUACAAUCAAGCAACCCAUGCUAAUUUUAAGAAAACCAAAGUUUCGUAGUUUAAGAUACUAAUUGGAUUGAAAAUUAUGUAAUACUUGUGGAACUUUAGUAAGUGGAACCAUAUCUAAGAAUCCAGCUACUAAAAAGGAAGUCUGCCUAUUAAUAAGGCUUUUCUAAAUAAAAGAAAUUAUGUCAGGAGGUGCCAAAAUAGUUUUUAUCAGCAUGAAACUGCUGAGAAACUUGUGGAUCUCAACUGAGAGCAAAUAACAAUAGGUGAUACCAGGUAUUUUAACCAGAAAUAAUCUUUUGUUUUUUAUACAAUUAUCUGAAAAAGCUAUCGUGGUGUGUGCUAAAAUUUCAUUUACUUGAAUUUUGAAAACUGACAUGUGCUCAAGAUUAAGCUGUAAUUCUAUUUAAAAAACUUAUCUGCACAUAUGCUUAUGGAUAUGAGCUUAAAGAACUAGUUGUUUAGGAUUACUUUUGUUUCUAAAUCUAAGAAUGUGAAGAAUAUUUGAAAAUUCAGUGAGUUAAUUUUCAACUGCUAAAUAUUGCACUCUUGUAUAUUCUUUUUCUAUUUUUGAUCUAUUUAUCUAUGUGUGUGUUUAAAAUAUGUAUAUAUAAGACUUUGGUUUGCCUUAAACAUUUAUCCUAACUACUUCAGUUAUUUUUUUUUUAAUUAAUAUCUUUUUUCAUUCUUCAUGGAUCUACUAGAAGAUAGAUAUGAAAGUAGUAUAAGGCAAUCGUGUUUAUUUAAAAGAUAUUUAUUUAGCAACUACUAUGACUAUGUGCCUUUUCAUUCUUCAAGAAGUGGAGACAAUGAUGAAUAAAACAGAAAAGUCUCUUCC
Molecule: messenger RNA, 3311 nt
Organism: Phacochoerus africanus (Common warthog)
Lineage: Eukaryota; Metazoa; Chordata; Mammalia; Artiodactyla; Suidae
Gene: DEPDC1
Product: DEP domain containing 1
Exons: 12
Coding region: 112-2538 (808 amino acids)
Biological process (GO): intracellular signal transduction
Cellular component (GO): transcription repressor complex; nucleus
Source: RefSeq, a predicted model, not a curated record